Dromiciops gliroides (monito del monte) is the source of this 1152-nucleotide messenger RNA. RefSeq names its product zinc finger protein 414-like. The transcript is spliced from 2 exons. Bases 1 to 1152 code for a protein of 383 amino acids. The record is from RefSeq and is a predicted model, not a curated record. NCBI's taxonomy places the organism in Eukaryota, Metazoa, Chordata, Mammalia, Microbiotheria, Microbiotheriidae.
AUGGGACCUGGGGUCCAAGCAUGUCCUGCACCAUUGCCCUACUCAGACAUCUAUGGCAGCCCCAGUCAGAGCCCGGCAGCCAAAGCAGAGAAAGAGCAGCUGUCUCCAGCCUUCUCAGCAGAGGACUGCAAGCCCUCAAGCAGAACCAACACAGGAGGGGGUGUGAACAGCAGCCCCAGCGAGGAGCCACGCCUUCCGAAGCGCCGGCCCCCCUCUUCUGGGAGGCAGUUCCCUUGUUCCAGCUAUGGCUGCCGGCUGGCCUUCCCCAACCCUCGGGAGCUUGCUCAGCACCUGCACAGUCACUUGCAACCCACCCAGUCCAUGGAAGGGAAAGUGUUUCACUGCUCAGCCCCAUGCUGUCCAGAGACCUUCCCCAGCAUGCAGGAGCUGAUGGCCCACACCAAGCUGCACUACAAACCCAACAGAUACUUCAAGUGUGAAAAUUGCCUUCUCCGCUUCCGGACUCACCGCUCCCUAGUCAAGCACCUACACGUCUGUUCAGACCAGACCCCCAGCCCGGCCCCACCCCCAGCCCCCCUGCCCCCAGCCCUGGAGAAGGAGCUGCCUGAUGCUCAGAGACCAACUGGCCCCAGCCCUGACAAGGCCCCUGACCCUGACCCUGGAUCCUUGUCCCAGGGGCCCAUUCCCUCUACUGGAUGCCUCACUCUAUGGCUCUGCUGCACUGCCCUCCUCCGCCUCCGUCCCUUCCUGCCCUCCCAGGCCCAGGGUCUCCCUAGCUCUGGCCCUGGUUCAAGCUCCAACACUAAUGCAGCUGUCUGGAAAAAGAAUCAGGGUGCCAGCGGCAGCCCACGGAGGCCCCCUGGGAGCUCUGAGGGGCCUACAGGUCAUUCUUCUACCAGCCGAAUUGUAUGGGAGCACACCAGGGGCCGCUACACUUGCAUGCAGUGCCCCUUCUCCACGGCCUCCAGACCCGCCAUGACGCUUCAUUUGGAGGACCAUCGAAAGACUCCACCGCCAGCCCCACCGCCCCAGCCCCCAUCACCCUCAACUCCCCCUCAACUGGAGGCUCAGGGGGGCCCAGUCUGGUCACUGGAACCCACUCCUGGAUCAUCAAGUGGUCCUCCUUCACUCACCUCUCAGUCACCCAGGACCCAGGGCCCCCCAGCCUCAGGGGAGGACUGGGAUCUAUAA